Patiria miniata (bat star) is the source of this 3504-nucleotide messenger RNA. RefSeq lists its product as uncharacterized. The record is from RefSeq and is a predicted model, not a curated record. Lineage: Eukaryota; Metazoa; Echinodermata; Asteroidea; Valvatida; Asterinidae. The transcript is spliced from 3 exons. Bases 1499 to 1978 code for a protein of 159 amino acids.
UUACCAUCUGUGACAAAAGGCCUAUGUGGGGUCAUCAGUGGAGGGUUUUGGAAUGGGCCUUAUAAUACACUGAAAUCCCGCUACAGAUCGAUACGAUAGAUGGUAUGUAAAUACCCCGGCCAAGGUACAUUGUACAUCACGGCCGGAUUUGGGGAUUUUCCUUGCAACUGGUGUGUCCUUGGAACUCCAUGGUUUUGUGCAAUACCAACCGGUUUGCCGAACCGGUCACUUACACCAUGGAGAAAUAACCGAGAAAAGGACUCAUACUCUGACGUGUCCCGUUGAAGUUUAUAAACUACGAGAAUCAUCUUUGGUCAUGUUUUAUACAUGUACACAACUUGAUGAGGACAACAGUUUCUGCAGAAUUGAAACUCAACAUUGUAACGGGACGGAUUGAAAUCAACUCCGAUAUCUCAGUCUCGUCUAUGGUAACACCAUUCCAAGGACUGGUUCUGCGGUGUUGGGCCGAUCGUUCCCGGCCGUCAUUAGAGCCGGUUGCUGGGUACCGUGUGAGUCUCAAAUGUUCACUCUCUGUUUGAUCAGGGAAAGUUGACGAAUACUUCAGCUCGGCGUGGCCUGUAUGGGUUGUUUGCUGACAGAUUAUACUUUGCCAAGCUUCGAGAUUGAUGAGUGGUUGAAGCUGCUUAGAUCCCGGGGGCAGAAGGAGAGUCAUUGCAUUAUUGUCGGGCAUGAUGCCGACUGGCAUUCUGUUUGUGGAUAGGAAAGGACUAUCCGUUGUGGACUCACAAAGGAAUUACUUCAGUCCAACCUUUAUGGAUGAUCAUUUGUAACAUAACCGGAGUUCAUCAAGCACGCAGUUUCUCGUAACUGUCAUCUGUCAACUUGGCAAAUCGAGAACUCUGGAAUUUUGGAAGACACUCCGUCCGUUCUUUCCCUAAAAAGGGCAAAAGUGAAAAUGAUGUGUACAUGUAACUGCAGCUCAUGCUUCAUCGGCUGUUGAAGAAUUAUCUCAAAGGGCCUACACAAUUGCUUUCAAAAUGGUUCUAUAGCCCUUGGAUAAUAUAUCGUUUAUGUUAACAAUAGCCUUAUUUUGGAGUCAAACGGGAGGUGUGAAAUUUCCCUGCUUUAUUGUGUGUGCAGACUGCUUUACUCGUCAUCAAUACCGAUCAAAGGGAAAAUUAUACACCUACGUCGAAAACGGAACUGAAGCUGUGAAACCUUUUCACUGUCACCGUACGUCAACACAGCGGACCGCCAAAAAGAUUGUAUGAAUAUACUUCUCCUUCAGAUGCCGUAUAGCCAUGUAGUGGUAUGACUGUUUUGACAACUUAAAACUUAGCCAACAUGAUUUGAAACCGAUUGUCACUCUGAAAAGUUUUAACUCCCAAUUUGGCAAAACAAUCAUCUGCGCAUUAUUCAUCUAAACAACUCCAGACAAAACUUAGCUGAACUCAUAUUCUUCGUAUUCAGACUACCUUGAACAAUAUCAAUAACAUUUUUCAGCUAUUUGUAGUUCUGAAAAGUGUGUAAUUUCAAAAUGGCAAAACAGUAUAGUGAUCGGGCCACAUCGGCCGGCUAUCGGCUUCCCAUUCCCCGUGUUUCCAGUGCCUACCACAAGAAGUGCAUACCAGCAGAGAAGGAACGACCGUCAGGGAGCCGCUCUGCCCCGCCGCCGGUUACCAAGAAUUACACGGAGGUUGACUACCGAGAGUGCGACCAUGUGACCGGCGACCGGAUCUGGCGUGAGUCGGUGGGUCGGGAGCAGAACGGUGUUAAGAAGUGGGAGGAAGGUUGGGGUUUCCUGAAAGACUAUGACCAAAAGGGGAACCUGAAGGAGAAAGAAGAGCUUCCUGAUAAUCUGACUCGGUUUUCCAACAAGAUUCCUAACACCGGGAACCAGGUGCUGGGUCACCGGCAAGCCACCGGGGCAGCCACGGCGAUGGUCAAACUCCAACAUCAGCUCAGUAUUGGACAUCAGAAAAAACACCACAAAGAACUCGUGUACGGGGCUGAUUGAUGUGUGGAGACAUCACGGCCGCCAUCUUGAGUGAACUCGUGUAUGGGGCUGAUUGAUGUGUGGAGACAUCACGGCCGCCAUCUUGAGUGGAACAUUGUUGAUGCUGCCAUAUAUUGCGACAAUCCUAUAAUUGGUGCAAAUACCAGGCAUGAGAUUUUUCAGACUUUUGCCUGAAAUCAGACCUUUGAAUGUGAGAGAAAUACAUAGGUACAGAAAAAAUGCAUCUUUCAGACUUUCAUCCAGUUUCCAGACUUGUUUUUAAUUAACAAUCUCUCAAAGUAUACUCUGUAAAGACGGCACUAGUCAAAGAAUGCAAUCAAGUCAUCCAGAUAUUAUUCCAUUUAAAGGGCAAGAUGUAUUUUAAAUAUACAUGUACUUCGUCAACUGUUUGUGUUUACAUGGUGUGAUGUCAAUGCAGCUAGUCGCAAGCCUGGCUAAAUGCUGCCGAUAUAUUUCUGAUUCUAUAGUGCCAAUCCUUGGCUUUUCUGGAAAACCUCUGGAAAAGCAUUAUUGUUGUAAGCAUUAUAUUUUGUUGGAAUAGAAACGUUCCGUGUGGAAGCCGCCAGUUUAAAUUAGCUUAGGCCUACUAACAAGCUGAAAAUAAUCAUCCUGAUAUAACAAGAGUAAAAGUGGAGUAAAAACCUGCGAUUUAUGUCAACCCAAAUAUACGAUUUAUGUCAGUAGCUUUUCUACGGAGACGGCACAUAGGUUGAUUUGAACCAUCCAGAACUGACAAAAAUAAAAAUAUUGAGCUAUAGUUUAAAGUUACCAGCGGUAUUUAAUGGCGAUUAUGGCUUUAGCCAUGCAGGUGGUAAGGCCAUAUCGCCUGAUGGUUCAGCCCAAAACAUAAACCUAUCGGUUAUAGUUCAGCCCAAAACAUAAACGUUUACCUGCAUAAAAUUAUCUGAUACGAUACAUGCACCAAAAAGCCAAGGCGUCAUGUCUCAGAAUAACAUAGACAUGAAAAAAAAAAGACAUUUAUCGUUCGAAUCAUAAUUUUAUACAGUUUGUAUGUAUUCUAUAUUAUGAAGCCAUGUGUACAUUAACGUCGUAUACAAUCAUGUACAAUAAUUUUAUGUAGGCCUAAAUUGUAAAAACACAAUCCACAAAUAUAUUAUACAUGUAGCCGUUUCUCAUUUCCAGCCAAUUUGUUUUUAUGUACGUAUUGUUAGCAUCAGAGUAAUACGAGUGAUGCACUACGGACAUUGAAUUUUCAUCAUUUUGGACUUUGGAUCCACAUAGCAUGGAGCGAUCAUGAUCAUUAUCAUUUCAGGGGAGCAGUGCUGUUUCGCCAGAAAGCCUAUGUACAUGUAAAUGUACAAAAAAAAAAAAUUCUGAUAUGUGAAUGUAUACUGUAGAAUAAUAAAGGAAAUACAGUACAUGUACAUCAAACAAUACUACGGUUAUUAUACGGUCAGCAUUACUGAUGUAGACUGUGCCACAUACCCCAAUCCUUACAGUAUUCCUGCUGUCUUAAGAUUUGAUUAAAGAGCAGUUGAACGUUUUGCUUGUUUGUUGUUAACAUU